Messenger RNA from Aspergillus homomorphus CBS 101889, 4096 nucleotides. RefSeq names its product putative histone deacetylase SIR2. The record is from RefSeq and is a predicted model, not a curated record. The transcript has 15 exons. Gene Ontology annotation, biological process: methylation. Gene Ontology annotation, molecular function: nucleic acid binding; NAD+ binding; protein binding. Gene Ontology annotation, cellular component: cytoplasm. Bases 104 to 4096 code for a protein of 1330 amino acids. Lineage: Eukaryota; Fungi; Ascomycota; Eurotiomycetes; Eurotiales; Aspergillaceae.
ACUUUACUCUUUUUUGGAAGAAUUCUCUCUUUUCCGUGGUUAUAUCUUGACAUCUUAUAAAACUUGCCAGCGAAGCAUUACUCGAUCUGAAUAUCUCACUAUAAUGGGCAAGUCCAGACCUCAGAAGCAGAAAUCCUCCAAAUCUCGCGAGAAGUCCGUCCUCGGUGUCGGUGGCUCGGUCUCGAAGCAGCAGAAGAAGAUGAACGAAGAUCCCGCCAAGCUUCUGGAGCAAGCUACGAUACUCAUCCAGACCGGCCAGGCCGAUGCCGCCCUACAAUUAGCCCAGCAAGCGCUCGACAGCUCCCCCGCAGGCUCUCCGUCACAUCUAUCGGCCUUGAUUGCCGUCGCAGAGAUCUACGUCGAACUCGGUGACAUCGACACCGCCCGCGCCCACUUCCUGCGUGCGGUCGAAGCCGAUCCCAAUGGCACGAUACCUGAAUCGCAAGGAGGAGGCGCAGAGAAGUUCUUGUGGCUGGCUCAGCUGAGCGAGCAGGGUGGAAAGGAUAGUGUGCAGUGGUUCGAGAAGGGUGUCUCCUCGCUCAGACAUGCGAUCCAGCAAUUAGAGCAGAGCCCCGGUCCUCAAGAGGCGGCUGAAUUGCUGGAGAAGAAGCGCAAGAUGGCCAAUGCUCUAUGUGCCGUGGCUGAGAUCUAUAUGACCGAUCUUUCUUGGGAAGAAGAUGCAGAGAAACGUUGCGAGACGCUCAUCACGGAAGCUCUCCUGGUCGACCCUAAUGGACCCGAAGUCCUCCAAACCCUGGCUUCCAUUCGCAUUUCGCAGCUACGCACAGAGGACGCCAAAGCGGCACUUACAAGGAGUCUUGAGAUUUGGAAGGAUCUGCCCCCAGAGGAUGUCAGUAUCCCGGACUUUCCCACAAGGAUCAGUCUCUCUCGUCUCUUGAUGGAGGUUGCGAUGGAGUUGGAGGCAUUGGAAGUGUUGGAGCGCUUGAUUCUGGAAGAUGAUCAAAGUAUCGAGGCUUGGUAUCUCGGUGGUUGGUGUCUAUAUCUUCUGGCUGGCAAGCAACAAGCGCCUGCGGAUGUCGAGGAAGAAGCCGACACCCCGGAGGCCAAGCGCCAGGCGUCGCUCAUCGCCAGUCGCGAAUGGCUCAAGCAGGGCCUAAGCCUGUACGAGAUUCAGGGGUACGAGGAUGAAAGACUAAAGGAGCAUGCGCUCGAGCUGGUUCAGGAAAUGAACCAGGAGCUGGGUGAGGAGAUGGAGGACGAAGGCGCUGAGGGCCAGGAGGGCGAGGAAGACUGGGAGGACGAGGAAAUUGAGGUGGACUCUGACAUAUCCGAGCGCAAUUCCCCCCCGGAGAUAACCAGAGCCAUUUUUGUCUCGGCCAAGCAACUUCGGGCGGUUGCUGGAAGUGCCCCCGUCUUCCGUCACAGGAUGGACCUGGAAUCAGCGCCCAGUGGGGAAAGCUCGUCGUUGCAAACUACAGUCGCCGUCGCCGUUGAUAUGACUUCCGCGGAUGUAAUCGACAAGCCAGGCACGGCGAACGAGGACCCCACCGCCGCCACCACCACCAAAGGUGAGAUGUCCCAUACCGAGUACGAGACCGACAGCGACGCUUCCGGGGAGGAGUGGGAAACCCAGUCGCUGUAUGAGGACGCCAUUGAAGUGCUGCGAGACGAGCAACUUCGCGAUGGAGUUCCUGAUGCUUGCACUUUGGAUGAGGCUAUCGCGUAUCGAAAUCGUCUUCACGAGAUCGGCAAAGCUGCUUUUGUCGAAGAAACCAUCGGACAGGAGACGGUCACAGCGAAGAAGCUGUGCACGGCGUUCGGUCUCCGGCCCCCGGCUUUCCUUGAAGGCGCCCCUGAUGAAGCUUACCACCCUCUCCUCGCGAUCGCGAUCUCGCGCGAGUUCUCGCGACGUCCGAAGCUCCCACAGUACAAUACCGUCGACGACGCAGUGAGGUUGCUGAAGGAGUCCAAGAACAUCGUCGUGCUGACUGGUGCUGGCAUAUCCACCAGUCUCGGAAUCCCCGACUUUCGAUCCAAGGACACCGGUCUAUACUCGCAGCUCGCGCAUCUGGGCCUGAGCGAUCCGCAGGAGGUCUUUGACAUUCAAGUGUUCCGCGAAGAUCCCAGUAUCUUCUUCUCGGUUGCAAAGGACAUCCUACCUACCGAGAAGAAGUUCUCGCCGACGCAUGCUUUCAUCCGUCUCCUGCAGGACAAGGGCAAAUUGUUGACCAACUACACCCAGAACAUUGAUAAUAUUGAGGCGAAUGCCGGUGUUCUUGCGGAGAAUAUCGUCCAGUGUCAUGGCUCGUUUGCCACGGCGACCUGUGUCAAGUGUAGGUUCCAAGUGGCGGGCGACGAGAUCUUUGAUGAAAUCAAGAAGGGUGCCAUUCCCCAGUGUGCCGCGUGUCGCGACCGUAUCGCAGAGGAAUCGAGCAUGAAACGCAAGCGCAGCACCACUGGAGUCCACAGGAAUCGCAAGGACGACAAUGAGGAUAGCUCGGAUGACGACUACGAGAUUCCGUCCCCUGGUGUUAUGAAGCCCGAUAUUACAUUCUUUGGUGAGGAUCUGCCUGAUGAGUUCGGUCGUCGCCUGCUUCACCACGAUCGCGAACGGGUGGACUUGGUCAUUGUGAUCGGAACUUCUUUGAAGGUUGCGCCUGUCGCAGAGGCUCCAGGAGUGCUGCCUCGUCAUGUGCCUCAGAUCUACAUCUCUCGCACGGCUAAUGGAUCACUAGCCCGUGACGCAUACGGAGUUCGAUAUCGAUCUGCUGGGCGAUUGCGACGUGGUGUUGUAUCAACUCUGCGCAAGCCGACGAUGGAAUACCUGAUCCGCUUUGCGCAGGUCCACGAGUCUUUCCGCCAACCUGAGAUUCAGGCGUUGGCAGACUUGGCCGGUAUUGACCUCGAAUUCAUUUACUACGACAAAUAUUCUCCAUUCUGCGUGAUCAAAGUCCAAGAUGAAGCGGCGGCGCGCAGGCUCAUCGCGCGCAGCAUCCUAGCCAAGGACAUCUUCGAGCUCUGGGGCCAAGGCAGCACGCUCGAGGAAGUGCACGCGGACGUCCGCAGGCGGACGAGCGAAGCGCGUUGGGCGGAGUUUGCGACGGACUCGUUCCGCUUCACGGUCGACAGCUUCGCGGGCAAGCGCAGCAAUGAGAAGAAGCGCGAGAUCAUCCAGUCGUUCUCCUUCCUGGGCUUCCGGGGCCCGAUCCGCAUGAAGAACCCGGACCAGGACUUUUGGGUCCUGGAGGACUACGGCUGGGAUGAACCCCAACGGAUCUGGUUCGGCCGCUGGCUGGCCAACAGCAGCCGCGACGUGAUCAACAAGUACGACCUCAAGAAGCGCCGGUAUAUCAGCACGACGUCCAUGGACGCGGAGCUGACGCUGAUCACGGCGAACAUGGCGCACGCGGCGCCGGGCAAGCUCUUCUACGACCCGUUCGUCGGCACGGGCAGUUUCCUUGUGGCCAUGGGCCACUUCGGCGCCCUGAACUUCGGGUCCGAUAUCGACGGGCGCAGCUUCCGCGGUAAGGAGAUGAUCGAGCGCGGCGGCACGAUGGGCGUGCUCGCGAAUUUCCAGCAGUACGGGACUGCCGGCAAGUUCCUCGAUGUCUUCUCCUCGGAUCUGACGAAUACGCCGCUGCGCUCGGCCCAGUUCCUCGAUGGCAUCGUCUGUGAUCCGCCUUACGGGGUGCGCGAGGGCUUGCGCGUGCUGGGGAGGCGGGAGGGGCUUAGGAAUGAGGAGGUCAUUAUUGAUGGGGUCCCGGCUCAUCUUCGACCCGGGUACAUCGCACCCAAGAAGCCCUACGGCUUUGAGGCCAUGCAAAACGAUAUUCUCAGCUUCGCGGCCAGGACGCUGGUGACCGGUGGCCGCAUGUGCAUGUGGAUGCCCACCUCCAACGACGAGGAUGUCGAGCUGGAUACGCCCAUGCACCCCAACCUGGAGGUUCUGAGUGUGUCCGUUCAACCGUUCUAUAACUGGUCCCGUCGCCUAAUCACCUACCGGAGACUGCCCGAAGGCCAGGUGUCGGAUGUGUCCAUGGGACGACGAAAGCUCGACUCGGAGGGCUACUUCACCAAGAACCCGCAGUAUGACUCCAAACCACCCAGAUCAGGCAGCGCGACGCCUGCAUCAUGA